This is a messenger RNA of Syngnathus acus (greater pipefish), 1547 nucleotides long. RefSeq names its product nucleolus and neural progenitor protein (gene rmp64). The record is from RefSeq and is a predicted model, not a curated record. The transcript is spliced from 9 exons. Lineage: Eukaryota; Metazoa; Chordata; Actinopteri; Syngnathiformes; Syngnathidae. Bases 31 to 1407 code for a protein of 458 amino acids. Gene Ontology annotation, biological process: positive regulation of Notch signaling pathway. Gene Ontology annotation, cellular component: nucleus.
UGUCGCAUUUCCGUGUUUUCUCAACGCAAAAUGGCACGGGAUCCCUGGAAUAGGAUCAUUAUUCCCAUUCCUGGUGCUAUUUCCAGUGUCCGCGUAAACUUCACUACAGAAACAGACUUGAUUGUGAAGAACCUGCUGACGGAGAACGACAACGUCCUCAAAGUGCUUCGGAGUACGUUUCUACAGACGGAGGUUCGAGUUCUGUACGCCUUGCUGUACAAUCGCAACCAUAGCGCAAGAUCCAACAAAACCUUUCGAGUGCUAAAGCAGGUGGCACAGUGCCUCAACAGACUGAAGGAGAUGAAGCUGGAUGAUGCUCUGCAGGGUCUGACGGAUUUGUGUCCCAAUAGGAUUCAACGAGAUCUGAGCGUGAAGGCGGGCGAGGGCGAUGUUCCCAGUCAGCCCUCACUGGAAUGGCAGUGUCUCAAAGUGCUGGGAGCUGCUCAACUUAUGAGCUGCGCAAUGAAACACUGCAGCCGAGCUUUCCUCUUAUCUAAGCAGCACAUGAAAUUCGAGUUCGUCGUCCUGAAUGUGGUGAUAACCAGCAUGCUCAGUCGCUUCUGGGUUAUUGUCAGAGGAAUCCUGACCAGCCUGUCCACUCUCUACCAAUAUUUGUUGGAGCUGCGGGCAGAAGUGGCCCUCGCUCGGCCCAUGCCAUUCCUCACAGACUUCAACCUGCCCGCCAAUAUGGCCGACUUCCUCGGGCCUUACGAUGCGGCUUUACUGCUCACGAAACCAAAAUCUGGUCUCCACGUCACCACUCACAAACCAAAAGUGGAGAGACGGAAGGCUCCCGUCGGAGUUCAGAAGAGGACGAGGAGGGUUCGAGAAGACCUGGGUGUUGCUGUGCGGAGAGUGGUGUUACCCGAUGCCAACGCGGCGGCGCCUGUUCGAACCCUCAAUCGGAGCGCGGCGCAGACGACGAUCCUCCCGAGGAGGCAACGGGCGUUCCGGAGACGCGCCGCGCGUGCCGCUACCUUCGAAGACAUGGCCUCCUGUCUGGACCAAAUGAUUGUGUGGUGCAAUUCCCAGAAGAUGUCUCAAAUUAAACGUCGCUUAACCUUUUUGAGAUUAAAGUGCCGGCAGAUGAGAGGAGCUGAGGCGGCGGGUUACAACGUGCGGAACAAGCUGCUGACGUUCAAGCGGGAAGCUGGCCGGGCUUUCUGCGGGGUUCGGAAGGCUCGACCCUCCGCUGCCUGCCGGGGACGGGGCCACCCAAGAGCAUCACUCGGGAGGAGACAGUUUUUUCGAUUUUUAAAAAUGAGACAUAAUGCAACAAGUAAAGUCAAGCCAAAGAGAUGCGUGUCAUCCCCUGACGAUUGGAUAAACCGAACAAUGGCGACGAUGGUUAAUUGUGACAGCCACGAUGCCGACAUUGAUGACAUUUUUGCCUCUGCUGGUCUGUGACGCGUUUUGAAAUGCACUAGUCAUUGCUUGCUUUUUUUUUUGUAACUAUACACUGCAGCAAAAACACCGAACCUAGUGGAAGCAGCAGCAUUCAUGAAAAAAAUGCAGCCAUUAUAAAGUUUCAAAUGAGAUGAGAAUUA